AUGGAGACUAAGGUGAACGUUUUGCAAAUAGAGAGAAUUCGAAGAAUUUACGGUUAUGUGAAUGGUUUUGAUGUGCAAGCUGAUGGUUCGAGAGGAGGGUUGUCAUUAGCAUGGAAACAUGAUAUUCAGUUUGAGAAGAGAGGAGGGGUCCCAAGAGAGGAAAGAAGAAUGGAGGAUUUUCGUAAUGCUCUUGAUGAGUGUCAUUUAAUAGAUGUAGGGUUUUUAGGUUCAUGGUUCACAUGGGAAAGGGGUAAUUUAGUUGCAACAAAUAUACGGGAAAGGCUUGAUCGAGGGGUAGUGACUGAAGCAUGGUUUUCGGCUUUUCUACAUGCCCAAAUUCAGCAUCUGUCUUAUUCACACUCUGAUCAUUGCCCCAUUCUUUUGAGUACUGAGAUGGCGAAUAAAAAUAUUCGAAAGGCUCUAUUUCAUUUUGAAGUAUGGUGGUUGCUUGAGAGUUCAUUUAAGAAGAUGGUAAAGGAUGCCUGGGAUAGCACACAAAGGCCAUUACUAGCUAAGCUGAAAGAGCUAAAGCAGGAAAUUAGUCAAUGGGCACAACAUGUAAAACAAGGGAGACAGAGGGUCAAACAACAAUUACAUAGGCAGUUGGACAGAUUAUUGGAUAAGGAUAGGACCGAUGAUAAUCUGGCUGAAAUUAUUAAUAGAAAAAUACAUCUUAACCAGGAAAUUGACAAGGACGAAAUCUAUUGGGAACAGAGAGCUCGUGCAAACUGGCUAAAAGUGAGAGAUAAAAAUGCCGCUUUCUUUCACAGCUGGGCCACUCAACGACAUAAGGGGAAUGUUAUUAACAGCUUGUAG
Molecule: messenger RNA, 816 nt
Organism: Gossypium arboreum
Lineage: Eukaryota; Viridiplantae; Streptophyta; Magnoliopsida; Malvales; Malvaceae
Exons: 2
Coding region: 1-816 (271 amino acids)
Source: RefSeq, a predicted model, not a curated record